Molecule: messenger RNA, 1392 nt
Organism: Daucus carota subsp. sativus
Lineage: Eukaryota; Viridiplantae; Streptophyta; Magnoliopsida; Apiales; Apiaceae
Product: probable xyloglucan endotransglucosylase/hydrolase protein 32
Exons: 4
Coding region: 126-1037 (303 amino acids)
Biological process (GO): cell wall biogenesis; xyloglucan metabolic process
Cellular component (GO): apoplast; cell wall
Molecular function (GO): hydrolase activity, hydrolyzing O-glycosyl compounds; xyloglucan:xyloglucosyl transferase activity
Source: RefSeq, a predicted model, not a curated record
ACCCGUACUAUAUAUUGCUUACUUCCCAAUAUAAACACACCAAUUUGCCUGCAACUAAUACCUCUUCUAUUCCCUGCAUUUCUAAUUUUACUGAUCUCUUCUAGACACAUUGUGGUGAAUGCAUUAUGGUAUUCUUAUAUCUCCGACUGGUUAUCUUCGUAUUCACUAGUAUUGUUUAUGUGCCUUGCUCGAGCAAUGCAGCAGGUGGUAAUUGGCCGCCUUCCCCUGGCUAUUGGCCUAGCUCCAAAGUCCGGUCUAUGAGAUUUUAUCAAGCUUAUCGAAAUCUCUGGGGACCUUCCCAUCAAAGAGUGGACAAUAGUGCACUCACUAUAUGGCUUGACAGUACCUCAGGUAGUGGAUUCAAGUCUAUGCGGCCUUUUAGAUCCGGGUACUUUGGCACCUCCAUCAAGCUCCAGCCUGGUUAUACUGCAGGAGUCAUCACAGCUUUCUACCUCUCUAACAGUGAAGCUCACCCGGGGUUCCACGAUGAGGUGGACAUUGAAUUCCUGGGGACAACGUUUGGGAAACCUUAUACACUACAAACAAAUGUUUAUAUCAGAGGAAGUGGUGAUGGCACGAUAAUCGGGAGAGAAAUGAAGUUUCAUCUCUGGUUUGAUCCCACCAAAAAUUUUCACCAUUACGCGAUCUUGUGGUCUGUCAAGGAGCUCAUAUUUCUGGUUGAUGACAUUCCCAUAAGGAGGUAUCCGAGAAAGAGCGCGGCUACAUUCCCAUUAAGGCCAAUGUGGGUUUAUGGAUCGAUAUGGGAUGCAUCUUCAUGGGCAACCGAGGACGGUAAAUACAAGGCCAAUUACCAGUACCAGCCAUUUGUUGGGACGUUCACUAACUUCAAAGCAUACGGUUGCUCUGCCUACUCUCCGCGCUGGUGCCGCCCUGCCUCUGCAUCUCCCUACCGUUCCGGUGGACUUACCAGUCGCCAGUACAUGGCCAUGCACUGGGUACAGAGUCGUUACAUGGUCUAUGACUACUGCAAGGACAAUAAGAGAGACCAUUCUAAAACACCAGAGUGUUGGGGCUAAUACUUAAGUAACCAAUUCACACAUGAAUUAAUCCUUAAACAAUCAUAUGAAAUUUUCAAUUUGUUUAAUCAUUGCUUUUUGUUUCGCUUGUAUUAUUAACUUGAGUGUGAUGAAGACUUUUCUGGGAGUCUCUAAGAGAUGGGUCCUGCUGUUUGCUGGUGAAGAAUGUAAAUGGUAGUUGGGCAUCCAAGACACAUAUUAAGGAAAAACAAAUAUGAGAUUGUGUGUUAUGUUUUACUCCUUUGGAUGGAUAUGUUUAAGCAAAUCCAAGAGAGUGGUGGGCAAGGCCAUAAAUAUGGUGUUUUAUCGGGUACAAUUAUUUGUAUUUUCAAGUUAUUUACAGGAUUUUUCCUUA